AAGAGACUUAUCAUCUGCCCAUGCUUUUUAGAUCGACUCUAUUUAUAAGUCUAUGAAUUCAAAUCAACAUACCAAUCCGCCCUAAGAAUCGAAUCCCACAUGGCAGAUCCCACAAGAUCCUCCCCAGACCCAUCUACAAUGGCUUCCCCGCCGUCGCGCGAUGCAUCACGCUCUUCACAAAUCAAGGACGCUUCUCUUCGAUUCAACCACGUCCCAAGUUCGUCGGGCACGAAUCGCCAGAGCUUCAGUGAGAAUCUCCGGGGAAUUCCUCCAUCUCCUCGCGCUCAACGACAACCGUCGCUCUCCCAGGCCGCUGUUCAAGAGCUCCUCAACCACCCUCCAGUGGCCAAGUCUGCCGACCCCGCCUUUGAUGGAAGGGAUUGGCGUACAAUCAGGGUUGGAGAAAUUGUGAAAGAUGAGGAGGUUCACUUUGUAGAGCUCGAUACCGGAGUGGAGCAUGCAACGAAGAUUCUUAUCGAGUCAGGAAACACGGCGAUUCUUGUGCGACAGGAUCCGACUGAGCGCUCAGCAAUUGGAACGUUUGACUAUAGUGAUUUGAACGCUUAUUUACUGCUCGUGGUCGGGCUUGCUCACCCCGAUGUGGAGUUUGGAUCCUCGUUCCAAGAGCUUGCCAGAAAGGCUAGAGAAGGAAAUAAAAUCCCCCUCAAAGACGUCAAAGAUUUGGGAAGAAAGGAACCAUUUGUUACGCUCCCGCAUACUUUGAGUUUGGUUCAUGCUGUUGAGAUAUUCGGCAGCGGCGUGCAUCGAAUAAUCAUUGUUGAAGAAGACACCACGAACGUAGUAGGCAUCCUCAGCCAAUUGAGACUCUUGAGAUUCCUUUGGGAGAAUGGACGCAGUUUUCCUGCCAUCGAUCAGCUCUAUGCGCAAUACUUGAGAGAUCUCGCUAUUGGAUCACAGCAGGUUAUUACCAUCAAUGGGGAUCAGCCGUUGACUGAUGCACUAGAGCUUAUGAAUGAUGAAGGCAUAAGCUCACUCGCAGUCGUGGAUAACCAGCUUAAUGUUAUUGGCAAUAUUUCGACUGUUGACGUCAAACACUUGACAAAAUCCAGCUCUUUACCCCUGCUUCGGUCUUCCUGCACUCACUUCAUUUCAGUCAUACUCUCCGACCGCGGACUCAAUGAAGGCAAGGAUUCUUUCCCGGUAUUCUACGUAAAUCCGUUCUCAACCCUCGCGCAUACUGUUGCCAAACUCGUUGCCACAAAGUCCCACAGGAUGUGGGUUGUCGAUGCACCUUCACCGGCUUCAUCCGGACCACCUACGCCAGCGUUCCAGCCUGCUGUUCUAGUACCGCCGUCCGGCGUAUCUCUCCCGACCAGCUCGACAGCACCAUCAGUUUCGGCCGCUGCCAUGCCAGGAGCGCGCAUGUCCGGACGCCUUUCAGGUGUAGUAUCCAUUACAGAUAUAUUGAACCUUUACGCACGCGCAAGCGGACUCAAUCCGAACGAUCCGAACGAGACGCGAAAAUCACGAAGGCGUAGUAGCAGUAGCUCUAUGAGGGUCAGCCUCGACUCUGGAAGGAGUGCUAGCAUUGACCUCUCUCGUCGGUGAGGAAGCUUUAGGGCCAAGUCACCACUCGUUAUUCAUUUUCAUUUUCAUUUUCAUUUUCAGUUUUUUCCCUUUCUCCUAAAACCACAAGGAGACUGGAAUGCGCAAUCGCGAGGGUGGUUGUUGCCUCCAAAGCUAAUUUGUUUUGCUAAUCCCUCUUAUAUCGCUCAGCGCCCUUUAUGUUUCCUGAUCUUUCAGUUCAUUUAUUUCCCAAAUGGCUAUUGCCAUAAUUUUGUUGCAGUUCGUCUACCUACCUAAGCGGUUGGCAAGGUUUACUGGGUACGGUAAGCUUAGUCUACUCAGCAGCGCUUGCUCUCUCUCUUUUUCUGUGUCUUUGCACAGCAUAAAAUCAAAAUGCGUCCUC
Molecule: messenger RNA, 1930 nt
Organism: Xylona heveae TC161
Lineage: Eukaryota; Fungi; Ascomycota; Xylonomycetes; Xylonales; Xylonaceae
Exons: 5
Coding region: 100-1569 (489 amino acids)
Biological process (GO): regulation of mitotic metaphase/anaphase transition; cellular response to glucose starvation
Molecular function (GO): protein serine/threonine phosphatase inhibitor activity
Source: RefSeq, a predicted model, not a curated record